AUGGAGUCUUCGCUGAUCCAUCAUGUCGUGAUUGUGUUGCUGUUCCUCUGGUUCCUCUCUUCCUGGAACCGAUCCCACCUCGUCUUCUAUUUCCUGUCUCUGAUUUAUCUCUACCUGGUUCACGAACGGUAUGUGAUGAGACUGAAGAGACAAUUGCAAUUCGAAGAGAGGAAGCAAGCUAAUCAGAGAAGGGUUCUGACUGAUUCAGAAUCUGUGAGGUGGUUGAAUCAUGCGGUGGAGAUGAUAUGGCCAAUAUGCAUGGAACAGAUUACCUCUGAGAAAAUUCUUGGUCCAAUCAUACCUUGGUUCUUGGACAAGUACAGACCUUGGACAGCGAAAAAAGCUGUGAUACAACACCUUUACAUGGGGAAAAAACCUCCUCUGUUGACUGAUAUUAGGGUCCUUCGCCAAUCUACGGGUGAUGAUCAUUUGGUAAUGGAGCUUGGAAUGAAUUUUCUAGCGGCAGAUGAUAUGAGUGCGAUACUUGCUGUGAAGUUAAGGAAAAGGCUUGGUUUUGGCAUGUGGACAAAGCUGCAUUUGACGGGAAUGCACGUUGAAGGAAAGGUGUUGAUCGGAGUGAAGUUCCUUCGUCGAUGGCCUUUCUUGGGGCGUUUACGUGUGUGUUUUGCUGAGCCUCCGUAUUUCCAGAUGACUGUCAAACCAAUCUUCACUCACGGUCUUGAUGUUGCUGUACUUCCAGGCAUUGCUGGUUGGCUAGACAAACUUCUUUCUAUUGCAUUUGAACAGACCCUUGUUCAGCCAAAUAUGUUGGUUGUUGACAUGGAGAAAUUUGUUAGCCCAAAGCCAGAAACUUGGUUCUUUGUUGAUGAGAAGGAACCAGUUGCACACAUCUUAGUUGAAGUUGUUGAAGCAUCAGACGUUAAACCAUCCGAUUCAAAUGGUUUGGCUGAUCCUUAUGUGAAAGGGAAGCUUGGUGCUUACCGAUUCAAAACCAACAUAAAGAGAAAAACUUUAAACCCAUCUUGGCAAGAGGAGUUUAAGAUACCAGUCUUUACUUGGGACUCUCCAAGUAUACUUACCAUUGAAGUUAAAGACAAAGAUCGUUUCGUUGAUGAUACACUUGGUGAAACCUCAGUGAACAUUGGAGAUUACAGAGGUGGUCAAAGAAACGAUAUGUGGUUGUCUCUUCAGAACAUCAAAAUGGGAAGGCUGCAUCUUGCCAUAACCGUGAUCGAGGACAGUGCAAAGUGGAGUGAGGAUCCAUUCAAAGGGGUGAAGAAGAUGAAGAAGGAAGACUUGCAAACAUCUUUUGCCUCUGAUGCUACAAACAAAGGCUCUUUCACGUCGGUUGAUUCCGAAACAUCUGCAAGUGUUGCGGAUAACGUUGAGCCAAUCAGCAUUGGAGGGAAAGACGAGACUGGGAUUUGGGUUCAAAGACCAGGACCUGAAGUGUCACAGAUUUGGGAACCGAGGAAAGGCAAGAGCAGACGUCUUGAUAACCAAGUACUACAAAAUGGAUCACCACCAAACAACGAAAGCAGCAGCACAGAUGAGAGUCAUGAGGGAUCAAGAAACCCAAUGAAGUCUGUUGGCAGGGGAUUGAAGAAACUUGGGUCAGUGUUUCAUAGGAAUGGCAAAGAGAAAGAGUUUUUGAUAGGAAGCAUUGACGAGGAGGAGUCACAGCCUCAUGAGUCUCCUCGGAUCAAUGUGAAAGCGAUAAACCAAAAGGAUGUUGGAGUUAAGUACGUGGUCGAUGACAAUCUCUCAGGGAAGAGUGUAGACGGUGAGAGCUUGGAUGGAGAUGAGAAUUCAGGUAAAGGUCACAUGAAGGAUGUUGCAAAGAGCUUUAUGAAAUCUGCAAAACAGUUGAAGCAGGUGUUCUCGCGUAAAGGAUCCAAGAAAGCAAGAGACUGGCACCAAGAAAUCGUUCCUGAGUCUGAUUCUGGAACUGAUUCUGAAUCUUCUUCUGACGACGUUGAUGAUGGUGAGUUUACUUGUGUACAGAACAUUGGAGAAGGAACAGGAACACCGAGAGAAGCUCUUCUUACACGCGAUGGGAAUAUUGGUAGAACAGGAGAUGAUGGUAAUGAUCAUGUGGAUGCGACCUUAGCAGACACUAAGGAAGCUGUAAGUGGUGAUAUUGCAGAAAUGUCAACGGAUGCUGAAGCCAAAGAGGAGAAACUAGAGGAAGCAGACUUGGAAACUACUGAUGUGGACAACACUGUGAACAUUAAAACUGAAGAUGAUGAGAAAGUAGAGUCGCCAAAGAAGAAUAUCCAAGAAGAGGAAGAAAAGGGAGCAUCUUCAAAGUGA
This is a messenger RNA of Microthlaspi erraticum, 2274 nucleotides long. The record is from the annotation of a GenBank genome assembly. NCBI's taxonomy places the organism in Eukaryota, Viridiplantae, Streptophyta, Magnoliopsida, Brassicales, Brassicaceae.